AUGACAUUGAUAGAUUCUAUUCCUCAAUUAGUAGUUGUUUUAAUCAGUAGUUUGAUUCUUUUUUUUCAAUAUGUUAAAAUUAAAUAUCAAGUUACAUUUAAUCAAGAUAUAAAUGUCUUUGAUCAAAAUGAUGACAUUGUUGAAAAUGAUAGAAGGCUUCCGUCUAUUUUUAAAAAAGAUAUUAUAAAACUCAGUAUAUGUUUAUUACAAACUGGAUUUUAUGCAUUUUUAUUAGUAAAUAUAAUAUUAUCAGCAGUAGCUGCCUAUAUUACACUGACAACUCCAAGAGGCCCACAUUUAGUACAACCUGAUGGCAGACUAGUAUUUGCUACUAGUUAUUGUUCUCUCUUAGAUUUUUUGUUAUUUUCAACAUUGAGUGCAUUAAUGCAUCGUGCACACAACCAAGGAAAAUUAGAUGAUCAAGAUUUGGAUGCGUUAUCUUACGAAUAUAGAGCUUCAACAUUGUAUAAUAAAAUCAAAAAAUGGCGUGGUAGUAGAUUAUUAUUUAGAUUGUUUAAAGCUAAUAAAAGCGUUAUUAUAAUUCAAAUUUCUUUUUCAAUUGCUAUGGCUGCUUUGUUUUAUACUCCAAUGGUAUUCGUAUAUAGAUUUCUAGAGGCCAUUCAAUUAGAAGAUCGUAGUGAGGCAUUGGAAUGGGGAUUUAUUUAUUUAAUUGGUAUUUUGUUGGCCAAUAUCAUUUUACAAUUAAUAAUUGCACAAAGUAGGUAUUGGUGUACUGGUAUUUUACAGAUUAGACUUAAAGGAAUGUUAACUGCCGAAAUUUACUCUAAAAGCUUGAAAAGAGUCGCCACCUCUUCUUCUCGUGGAUCGAAAUCCAAUAAUAAAAUUAUCAAUGAUCAAAAGAUCAACAUGAGUAAUGAUGCUGCUGCUAUUAGUAAAUCAGAAGAACCAAGUAAGACAGCAUCAAUUGGUAAAAUCACAAAUUUAAUGGCGGUUGAUGCAUCACAAAUUUAUGGAUUCUCUGAAACUUACAGUGAAAUUAUAAAAUGCCCUAUUGAAUUGUUUAUUGGGUUCUUUUUUUUAUACGAGUUAUUGGGUUUAUCAUGUCUUGUUGGAUUAUUGGUGCUCGCUAUCACAUUUCCUAUAAAUCAAGCUGCAGCCAGGCGUUAUUCUCUGGUUCAAGAAAGACUUAUGAAGUGGAGAGAUCACCGUGUCAACUUGAUGCAUGAGAUUCUUCAAGGAAUAAGGAUGAUCAAAUAUUUUGCAUGGGAAAGAAAUUUAGAAAAUAGAAUUUUAGAUGUUCGUAUGCAAGAAAUUAAACAUUUAAAAAAAUCAUUUCUUUACCAAAUUUUAUUUGAUUUGUUGUGGAUAUCUACACCUGUUUUUAUCACACUUUCUGUGUUUUUCAUGUACACGAUCAUAUUAGGAAACACAUUAACAGUUCCUGUGGCAUUCACUACAAUCAUGAUCUUUAAUGAAUUACAAUAUACAUUCAAUCUCUUACCUGAAACCAUAAUGAAAGCAUUACAAGUAUUGAUUAGUGUGGAACGUAUUGAUCGUUUUUUGGAUGAAGAUGAAAUUGAAUAUUUGGAUCCGGAGCAUUAUUUGAAUAAUUUAGCUGAGCAAAUAAUUGGAUUUGAAAAUGCUACUGUCACUUGGAAUAAUAAUGCUGUUUAUAUUAACGAAGAAGAAAUUCAAGAAUACCAGGACGAGGAUGAUGAAGUGGAAGAUUAUGAAAAUGCUGCUGUUGAUGGUGAUGGAAUGCUAUUUGUUAUGAGAGAUUUGAAUCUUGAGUUUCCUAUUGGCGAAUUAAGCAUAAUUUGUGGGCCCACUGGAUCUGGAAAGACAAUGCUUCUGGUGUCUCUUCUUGGAGAAACAAAUUUAAGACAUGGAAUGAUAUAUUGUCCGAGAUCACCAAUCAACCAAUUCAAAACAAACAUCAAUUCAUCAGACUGGAUUCUACCAAAUGGUGUUGCAUACGUAGCACAACAAGCAUGGUUACAAAAUUUGUCUAUACGUGAUAACAUUUUGUUUGGGCUACCAUAUGAUGAAACACGUUAUAAUGAAGUCAUAGGGGUUUGCGCGUUAGAACAAGAUUUUUUGACUUUUUCAGAUGGUGAUUUAACUGAAAUUGGAGAAAAAGGCAUCACGUUGUCCGGUGGACAAAAACAACGAUGUGCUUUAGCCAGGGCUGUCUAUUCUAGAGCAAAACAUAUCUUGAUUGAUGAUAUAUUCAGUUCUGUUGAUGUACACACCGCUAGACAUAUAAUGAAAGAGUGUUUAUUGGGUCCUUUAAUGGAAAACCGUACACGGAUCCUUGUGACUCAUCAUGUUAGAUUAUGUUUAACUGCGGCAUCUUAUUUGGUAUGUUACUUGGCACAUAACGGAAAUCAACUUACUUGCUUGGUUAUUUUUAAUGGAUCACCAUCUGAAUUUCAAGACUUUAGUCAUUUGUCAUUUAUUCUUGAAGGAGUUGAUGAUAGUGAAAUAAUGGAUCCUGUUGUUGACAAUGAAAUAUAUGACAAAAUUGAUGACGAGCAACAUAAAGUAUUUUAUUCAUCUCACGCUGCCGAACCUUCCACCGCAUCAUCUAUAACUGUCGUAGAUCCUCAAAUUCAAUUCAAUGAUAUAAGAUUGUCAAAUAAAAAUAAAAAACCUAAAGUUCUUGUUGAAAAAGAAGCAAGAGCGGUUGGAUCGGUCAAGUUGAGUGUUUAUGGAAUUUAUUUGAGCGCUAAUGGACAUAUACUAUAUUGGAUGAUGGCAACGUUAUUGUUUGCUGGUACAAGAUGUUUACAAAUUUUAGGCAGUUGGUGGCUUAAACAAUGGUCAUCAGCAAAUGAAAAAAAUGAAUUAGUAUCGAGUGGAAGUGGUGUUCUUCAUCUUGACAAUUCAUCCUAUAAAGUUAUAACAGAUAAUCUCUUAUUAAACAACCAUACCAAUAACUUCGACGUUGAUAAUGGCAAUGACAAACAACAUGAUGUUGCUUAUUACUUUGGACUUUAUGUUUUGAUUACAUUAUCCUCGAUGGUUUUAGGCGUAGCGAGAUUUGCGUGGCUUUAUCGUGGAUCAUUGAAAGCUUCAAGGAUCUUGCAUAAAAAAUUAUUACACAGAGUGAUUAAAGCACCACUCAGAUUUUUUGAUAAGACACCUGUUGGUAGAUUACUAAAUAGGUUUGGUAAAGAUUUUGAAGCACUUUUAAUGGUUGUUGGCACAACUUUGGUUAUUACAGUUAUCACAAAAGAAUUUAUUAUUAUUGCAAUAUUAGUUGGAUUUUUUUAUUUAUGGGUUGGAACCUUAUAUGCAAAAACAUCACGAGAACUCAAAAGAUUGGAUUCAAUUACAAGAUCACCAAUAUAUUCACAUUUCACCGAGACCCUAGUUGGGAUUGCAACAAUUAGAGCAUUUGGUGCUACCAAAAGAUUUAUGAAAGAAAUGUUAACUGGUCGACCAUUUUUCUAUGGAUGGAUAAUAAAAAGAUGGUUGCAAAUUCGAUACAAUAUCACUGGAUCAUUUAUAACAUUUCUUGCAGGACUUUUAAUUUUAUAUAAUCUUGAUUCGAUUGAUGCAGGUCUGGCUGGUCUCUCGUUGACAUUUGCUAUUCAUUUCACAGAACAAAUUAUGUGGAGUGUAAGAAAAUAUACACAAUUGGAAGUUAGUUUGAAUGCUGUCGAAAGAAUUAGCGAAUUCAUCAAUUUACAACAACAAGAACCACCUGCAAUAAUUGAACCUAGACCACCUGCAAGUUGGCCAUUUAGUGGAGAGAUUGUGGUGGAGAGAUUGGAGGUGAGGUAUGAUGAUGAUUUGGAUGCUGUAUUAAAGAAUAUAAGUUUUCACGUUUAUCCACAAGAGAAAAUUGGAAUUGUUGGAAGAACUGGAUCAGGAAAAUCAACAUUAACAUUAUCGUUACUUAGAUUUUUGGAGCCAACAAAAGGUAGAAUUAUAGUUGAUGAUAUAUUAUCACAAUAUGACGAUGAAGAAAUUUAUGAGGCAUUGAAAAGAGUACAUUUAUUAUCAUCUAAAUAUUACAAUGGGGGUAAAAAUUUUAGUCAAGGACAAAGACAAUUAUUAUGUCUUGCAAGAGCUUUAUUAAGAAGAUCUAAAAUUAUUUUAAUGGAUGAGGCGACUGCCAGCAUCGAUUUUCAAAUGGAUAAAAAGAUUCAAGAAAUGAUUAAAAGUGAGCUUGUUGAUUGUACUAUAUUAUGUAUUGCACAUAGGUUAAAGACAGUUAUUGAUUAUGAUAGAAUCCUGGUUAUUGGGAAGAAUUGUAGAAUUUGA
Molecule: messenger RNA, 4233 nt
Organism: Entrophospora candida
Lineage: Eukaryota; Fungi; Glomeromycota; Glomeromycetes; Entrophosporales; Entrophosporaceae
Source: the annotation of a GenBank genome assembly